Molecule: messenger RNA, 4236 nt
Organism: Kuraishia capsulata CBS 1993
Lineage: Eukaryota; Fungi; Ascomycota; Pichiomycetes; Pichiales; Pichiaceae
Exons: 2
Coding region: 1-4236 (1411 amino acids)
Biological process (GO): sulfate assimilation
Cellular component (GO): sulfite reductase complex (NADPH)
Molecular function (GO): heme binding; FMN binding; sulfite reductase (ferredoxin) activity
Source: RefSeq, a predicted model, not a curated record
AUGACGGCAUCUCAGUCAGAAGCAGUGGCUAACGCCAUAUCUGCCUUUGCAUCGAAGAUCUAUAUUUCACAGCCGGCCAAAUCAGUUAACUCCAAGAUUUCUGCAUUUCUGGAGCCUACGGCAACUUUUCAAGACUCUAAUGAUCCUCUUCUGGUGAUUUCAGACUUGAUCUCCGAGUCCGAUGUCACGGCCAUCUCCUUAUCUCCCCAGGCCCUGAUUCAGGGUCUGCCAUAUCUAUCAUCUCUCAAGGAAAGGCCGGUGGUGAUUCACGUCGAGCUCCAGGAUGGAAACUUCUCCAUCGUUUCUGCAUUGAAAGACUCUGGCUUGCCAAUUGUUUUGUCUUAUACCGCUCAGGACUCCCAAGAUGUUGCUAUUGCAGCCUAUGCCUUGGCCAAAUCGGGCAAAGCCAUCCUUCACUUCUACAGUCCCUCAGAUGACAAGACCAAGCUGAUAGCUGCUUCGAGAAUCUCAAGCAUUGGUGCUGUCGAUACCUUGGAAGAGGCUUUCAAGGUUGUCAAGGCUUUGACAUGGACGUCUUACUCCAAGUUCGAGUACUCUGGUCCUUCCAAAGCUGAAACUGCAUUCGUUGUUCUCGGCGGAGCGGGAGCUUACCUCGCAAAGCCUGCAAAUGCUCAAGGUGCUGGUAUUAUCAAGGUGAGAAGCUACCAACCCUUUGACACAGACUCUUUGAUUUCUGUUUUGCCAAAGAACGUCAAGAAACUCUUGGUGUUGGAGCAGUCACAUGAAUUGUCCUCCAACUUCCAGAGCUUCAUGUUGGAUUUUUUCCGUGACUUCAACAAGCUGAUUGAUUUUGGUAUCGAGAUAAUAGUGUCAUCUAAGCUGCUGAAAGUAUCGCACGAAAAUUCCAAAUCUAUUGUGGAAACUUUGUUGACCAACGCCAACCUUGCUAAGCCAGUUCAAAACCUGACCUUGGGUGCGAACUUUGAAUCCGAUUUUGAGGAACUAAAAACUCUUCAGCAGGCUAAGCAGAGUGCUGUCAAAUUGGAGGAUGCCUACAUGAAGAUCCUGAACCAAGUGUAUGGUUCGAAUCUGAACAUUUUGAACUCCGAAGAUUCGGAAGGUAGUGAUGCCUCUACCACUCCAGAAUUUGGUUAUGGUAAGUUCCUUUACGCACAAGACAAGAGAAGCCAGCUGGAAGAACUUGUGCACAAUGCUAUUUCCUCCACUUCAUUUGGUGUUGAUUCUGUCGAGCUCGUGGAGUUGUUGACCAAAUGGUUAGUCUCUUCAAAGAGCGGCUCAGCAACGCAAGCCGACAGUAUCAUCGAGCUAUUGAAAAAAGAUGGCUCGGAGACUGCUGCCAAGCUUCUGGAACUUCAGGAGUAUUUCGACGUGAAAUCCUCCUGGAUUGUGGGGUCUGACUCCUGGUCAUACGAUCUGGGAUCAUCCGGAGUUCACAACGUUUUGGCCUCCGGCAAGAACGUCAACAUGCUCAUCAUUGACAGCACUCCAUUUUCUGACGUUAAAGCCAAUAAGGCUGCUAGCAGAAAGAAGGAUGUUGGUUUGUAUGCCAUGAAUUUCGGUGGCUGUUAUGUGGCCUCCGUUGCUGUCUACUCUUCGUACACGCAGGUCUUGCAGGCAUUCAUAGAGGCUGGUAAGUACGACGGUCCAUCCAUUGUUUUGGCUUAUUUGCCAUACAAGUCUGAAGCAGAUGACUCUCUGGAGGUUUUGAAGGAGACCAAGGUUGCUGUGGACUCCGGUUACUGGCCAUUGUACAGAUAUCAGCCAACCACAUCGGACUUCGCGCUCGACUCGACUGUUAUCAGACGUGAGUUGGAACAGUUUUUGGAACGCGAGAACAAGCUGACGAUGCUCUCUGCCAAGAACCCUGAAUUUUCCAGAAAUUUGAAGUUCUCGCACGCAGAUGAUGUGAAGUCCAAGCAACAGAACGUUGCCCGGGAUGCCUACUCCAAGUUAUUGGAAAGCUUGACUGGAGCUCCAUUGACCAUUGCAUUCGCCUCUGAUGGAGGUAAUGCUGAAUCUUUGGCCAAGAAGCUGGGUAGAAGAGGUGCUUCAAGAGGUCUGAAGACCACUGUGUUGCCUAUGGACGAUCUUACGUUGGAAGACUUUGCUGUCGAAGAGAACGUUGUUUUCAUUACCUCUACAUCUGGCCAAGGUGAGUUCCCACAGAACGGAAAAGCUUUCUGGGACGCAUUGAAGUCGGCCGCAGACUUAGAUCUGACCACCGUGAAAGUGUCUACUUUCGGUCUCGGUGACUCUUUGUACUGGCCAAGAAAGGAAGACAAGCACUAUUACAAUAAGCCUGCAAAGGACCUCUCUGCCAGACUCAGCUUUCUGCAAGCCCAAGAGCUUGCACCACUGGGUUUGGGAGACGACCAAGAUGCAGAUGGAUAUUCCACUGGUUACGAUGCUUGGGAAGCUUUGAUUUGGGAAGCUCUCGGUGUCUCUGGACAAGGAAAUGGUGAUGAACCACCUCCAAUCACGAACGAGGACAUGAAGAUUGCAUCUAAUUUUUUGAGGGGAACUAUUGUACAGGGAUUACAGGACCAAUCUACCGGUGCUAUCAGUGCUUCUGAUCAGCAGAUGACCAAGUUCCACGGUAUUUAUAUGCAAGACGAUCGUGACAUUAGAGAUGAACGCAAGGCUUCAGGCUUGGAGCCAGCAUAUGCUUUCAUGGCCAGAGUCAGAUUGCCUGGUGGUGCGGCCACUCCUAAACAGUGGCUCAAGAUUGACGAGCUGGCUGAUGUGCGCGGUAAUGGAACUUUGAAAAUUACCACUCGUGCCACUUUCCAGCUCCAUGGUCUUGUAAAGCACAACCUGAAAGCUGCAAUUAGAGGUAUGAACUCCGUGCUGAUGGAUACUCUGGGUGCAUGUGGUGACGUUAACCGUAACGUCAUGGUCAGUGCCCUUCCAGGUAAUGCAAAGGUUCAUGCUCAAAUCGCAAAGAGUUCAUAUGUUAUCAGUGAACAUUUGUUGCCCCAGACUACGGCAUAUCAUGAGAUUUGGUUGGAGGGUGCUGAUGAAAACGAUUCGUCCCCCAAGGACUCUCGCGUCUGGGAAAAUAGACCAGAUGGCCCCAAAAAGACCAAAACUCUGGUGUCUGGUAACGCCCUGGUUGAUUAUGAGCCUUUCUACGGACCAACUUACCUCCCACGUAAGUUCAAGGUGGUGAUCACGGUUCCUCCCUAUAACGACGUUGACGUUUACGCGCACGAUGUGGGCUUGGUUGCUAUCGUUGACGAGAAUGAUAUUGUUACCGGCUACAAUGUUCUAGCAGGAGGUGGUAUGGGAACCACUCACAACAACAAGAAGACUUAUCCACGUACAGGUUCCAUGUUGGGUUAUGCACCAAUUGAUCAGGUUCACAUUGUGUGUGAAAAGAUCAUGCUUGUUCAACGUGACAACGGAGACCGUAAGAACAGAAAGCAUGCUAGACUCAAGUACACCAUUGACGAUAUGGGUCAAGAUGUUUUCAAGUCUAAGGUAGAAGAGCUGUGGGGUCAGAAGUUUGCAGAGGCCAAGCCUUUUGAGAUCAAGUCCAACAUUGAUUACUUUGGAUGGGUCAAGGAUGAGUUGAACUUCAACCAUUUCACAUGUUUCAUUGAAAACGGUCGUGUUGAGGAUACCGCAGACCUUCCUCAAAAGACAGGUUUGCGUGAACUAGCCAAAUACAUGGAUGUCAACGGCGGUGAGUUCAGACUGACUGGUAACCAACACUUGGUGAUCUCUAAUAUCACCGAUGAGGACAUCACAGCUGUCAAGGAGAUUCUGUAUAAGUACAAGUUGGAUAACACCAACUUCUCGGCCUUGAGACUUUCUUCUGGAGCUUGUGUUGCGUUUCCAACAUGUGGUUUGGCUAUGGCUGAAUCUGAAAGAUACCUGCCUGUCCUCAUCUCUAAGAUUGAGAAUGCUCUUGAAGAGUACGGUCUAAGACACGACUCCGUUGUCAUGAGAAUGACCGGUUGUCCAAAUGGUUGUGCGAGACCAUGGCUUGCUGAAGUCGCCCUUGUUGGUAAGGCAUACGGAGCUUACAACUUACUGCUCGGUGGUGGUUACCACGGUCAAAGGUUGAACAAGCUGUUUAGGUCUUCCAUCAAAGAAGACGAGAUCCUCGCUAUUCUGAAACCCCUUUUCAAGAGAUGGUCUUUGGAAAGACACGAGGGAGAACACUUUGGUGACUUCUUGAUCAGAGCUGGCGUUAUCAACCCAACCACAGAAGGAAAGUAUUUCCAUGAUGAUGUUCCGGUGGAAGCUUGA